Messenger RNA from Myxocyprinus asiaticus (Chinese sucker), 2817 nucleotides. Its product is annotated as mitogen-activated protein kinase 11-like. The record is from RefSeq and is a predicted model, not a curated record. Gene Ontology annotation, biological process: intracellular signal transduction; protein phosphorylation. Lineage: Eukaryota; Metazoa; Chordata; Actinopteri; Cypriniformes; Catostomidae. Bases 139 to 1224 code for a protein of 361 amino acids. The transcript is spliced from 12 exons. Gene Ontology annotation, cellular component: nucleus; cytoplasm. Gene Ontology annotation, molecular function: MAP kinase activity; ATP binding.
ACGGUUCCUCCCAUUUCUAGCAAACAGAAGAAGGGGGACCAAAGCUGGCUGACUCUACACAUAGGGAUACCUCUCUGGCGUAUGCGUUAAUAUUUUCUGACAUCUUUGUUAUAAAGAGAGUUUUUUAUUAAGGGUAAUAUGUCGACAAGACCGGGAUUCUACCGGCAAGAGAUAAACAAGACAGUCUGGGAGGUGCCCGAACGAUACCAGAACCUCACACCGGUUGGAUCGGGUGCAUAUGGCUCAGUAUGCUCAGCAUAUGACAUGCAUCUACGUCAGAAAAUGGCUGUUAAGAAGCUCUCUAGGCCAUUCCAGUCUCUCAUCCACAGCAGAAGAACAUACAGAGAACUGAGACUGCUCAAACACAUGAACCAUGAGAAUGUUAUUGGGCUUCUGGAUGUUUUCACCCCGGCAUCUUCACUAGAAGAAUUCAAUGAGGUCUACCUAGUAACCAACCUGAUGGGAGCGGACCUCAACAACAUUGUCAAGUUUCAAAGACUCUCAGAUGAACAUAUACAAUUCCUCAUCUAUCAGCUUCUCCGAGGCCUUAAGUACAUCCAUUCAGCUGGAUUGAUUCACAGAGACUUAAAGCCAAGCAAUGUAGCAGUGAAUGAAGAUUGUGAACUAAGGAUCCUGGACUUUGGAUUAGCCAGGCAAACAGACGAUGAGAUGACCGGGUAUGUGGCGACUCGCUGGUACAGAGCACCAGAGAUCAUGCUCAACUGGAUGCAUUACAACCAGACAGUGGAUAUCUGGUCUGUUGGAUGCAUCAUGGGUGAACUUCUGAAGGGGAAGGUUUUGUUUCCGGGCAACGAUUAUAUAGAUCAGCUGAAGAGAAUAAUGGAAGUCGUAGGAACUCCCAAUGCUGACGUUCUGAAGAAGAUAUCUUCUGAACAUGCACAGAAAUACAUUCAGUCCCUACCAUAUAUGCCCCAGCAGGACCUGGAGAAGAUAUUCAGGGGGGCAAAUCCAUUAGCGGUUGAUCUGUUGAAGAAAAUGCUAGUGUUAGAUUGUGACGGAAGAAUCUCAGCCAGUGAAGCUUUGUGUCAUCAAUACUUUUCCCAAUACCACGAUCCUGAUGAUGAACCAGAGGCAACUCCGUAUGACCAGACACCUGAGAGCAAAGAUCGCACAUUAGAGGAGUGGAAGGAACUGGUGUAUGAGGAAGUUAACAACUUCAAAGGUCCUGCCAAUAAAAGUGAAAGUCUACAAGUUGAACAAUAAAACAGAGCAUAACUACAACCCGGAAUUUACCACUCUCUUGCCACUGUCUGUCUUUCAAACUUUUACAUACAAAGAACAGGAUUGGUGGACUUCUGAACUGACUGUAACCAACCAGAGAUGAUGAUAAAGUAUUUCCAAGGCAUGAUGCCCUUCCUGUAUAUGUGUGUUUUCUUACACACCUUUAACUGAGAGCAAACUCAUAUUGAUUGUUGAAAUAUAGACACAAUAUACAAAUAAUACAAGGUGCAUGGUGUGUGUGUGUGUGUGUGUGUGUGUGUUUGGAAUUGUGUUUUCUGAGUCUUUUUUAUAUUUGGUGUUAGGCAGGUGUAUAGGUGAAGCAGGGUAUGGUGUCUUUCAUGUAAGACCCCAAAAAAAAUAAAAAAAUAAAUAAAAAUAGAUAGGAGGUGGAAAAGGCCACACUGGAGAAAAAUAUGUUUACAAUGUUGGAAAGAGUGGAAUGUAGGUGUGGCUUGCAUAUAUGCAUCAGUGUACUGCAUACAAUUUAAACGGUUCUAUCUAUCUUUACUCAUUUUACAGUCAUCUUCAAGGCUAUUAUCUGAAUUUUACAUACUUCAAAUAUAACAAUAUAAUGUGUUUGAAUUGCACUGAGUCACACGUCAGGUGAAUAUGAUGUGUUUGGCAGUUGUUCACUCAAAAAGAUGCUCUUCCACUGAUGGUGGGAUGAGCUCAAAAAAUUGUCCCCGAGCACACAACACCAAACGCUUCACUCCCUCUCCAGGUAACGCAAGUAUUUUCAUAAAGGAAGUUGACUGCUUGUAUACAGGGGGUUUACUGUGAACUAAGGUAGAUUAGUUCAACACACUGUGUGCCGGAUCCUUCAAAGCUAAACCAUGUUAACAACAUGGACAAAUUGUUUUUCUGUUCUCAGGUUAUUUGAAGGACCAGUAUGCAGUUUUAGAUUAUUUAUUCUAAGACACAAGUUUCCACAUCAAUUUAUCAGUCAUUUAAAAAAUAGAACGUGUUUGAGUGAAUCUCACAAAACUUGUCAAGAAUACAAGUAUGUUCACAUUAUAUUUCACCCAAAAAACUAAAAUAAAUAAAUAAGACAAUCUAUUGAAAAAUCAAAAUGAAGUUUAUGACCAUUAGAAUUUUUGGCAUUGUGGUAUUAUUUACAUGACAAUUAAGCACAUGUUCUGAAUGUUUCUUUUGUCUGUACUGUGUUAUACACAAUACUUGAAAAGGAUAUGAGAAAUAGCAGAUGUUCAGCAAAUGAAUGUCUUCAUAUAGGAAACUACAAUUCAGGAAGUGGUAAGCUAAAUUUACAUCACAUUCAUUUCUCAUUUUCUAAGACAUUUUGGAGCAUUCUAAAUGACUUCAGUGCAACUUUGAUGUCAUGAAAUACUAUACUUGAUAUCAAUGAGGGAAAAAAAUAUGGGUGGUUUCUGACGUUUACACAUGUAAAUUACAGAAGCCAUUAUCGACUAAUCUAACUUUACAGAUGUUACUAUCAUGGUAAAUACAAAACAAGUGUUACUUCUCUGAUGUUGUUCAAAUGUCAAACACUAAUGUGGUGUAAUUUCUGGAAAUGUGGCCUUAGCCCUUUGCCCCCAGUAUUAAACUCUGUAUGCCCUC